UCGCUGGAGCGUGAGUUGGGCCGCUCGGAGCAUCGCUGUGAAGACCAUGCAGCAGCCAAACAUCUUGCUCACCGGUACACCAGGGGUUGGAAAAACCACACUAGGCAAAGAACUUGCAUCAAGAUCAGGACUGAAAUACAUUAAUGUGGGUGAUUUAGCUAAAGAAGGGCAGUUGUAUGAUGGCUAUGAUGAAGAGUAUGGCUGUCCCAUUUUAGAUGAAGAUAGAGUAGUUGAUGAGUUAGAAAACCAAAUGAAAGAAGGUGGAGUUAUUAUUGAUUACCAUGGCUGUGAUUUCUUCCCUGAACGCUGGUUUCAUAUCGUUUUUGUGCUGAGAACAGAUAACAGUGUAUUGUAUAAAAGGCUUGAAACAAGGUAAGAAAGGAAAAUAAUUGAAUUCUUAGAUCAUAACAAAGACUUUAGUUAGGUUUCAGAAGCUGGUCAAUAGUACCCAGAUAAUGGGUUCUGCUUUGAAAAUGUGACCACAUGCUUAGUCUCUUGUUAUAAACCAUGUCUAUGUGAUACCAGCAUUUUGAAUCUUGGAGAAACAAGUUCAUUUGUGAAAACAUAGGCCAUCUUUUCUGAUUAAGUAACUGACUUCUCUCAGCUGAGCCUGUGACUCAGUGAAAUGCAUUAGGUAGAGACCCUGUUUAGCCAGGCGUUCUCUUGGCUGAGGAGCCCUGGUGGCACAGCGAGCUACCAUGGGGCUGCUCACCCACAUGUGGACUGUAGAUGAUUCAAAGCCACCAACCACUCUGAGGACGAAGGUUGAGGCUUCCCGCUCCCAGGAAGCUGGAUAGCAUUGGAGACGUUGUGCAGCAGUUAGGAGUCUAAAUCACCCUGGUGGCAGUGGGUUUGCUUGUGGAAAGCUUUGCUAGGAAAAGGCAAAGGAGCCCUGCUUGAUGAAUGGCUAAUCACUCAGCUGCCAACUGAAUAACAGUAUCAUCCACAGCUGCUGUCUGACCUGCUCUGGUCCAGAUGACAGCUUCGGAAACGCUUUGGGACAGUUCUGCUCUGCCAUGUAGGGUCACUGUAAGUCACAGCCAACCCGAGGGCACACAGCAGGAACAACAGGAAAAGACAGCCAAGCCAAUAGCAUUCUCUGCUUACCGAAUGACCAUUAUCACUCCAAUCCUCCUCAGUAUAAGAAUUAGGAAAUCUUAUGAAAAGUUAAUGAGAUAAAUUAACAUUUCAUGACCUUUAUUUUGUACUAUAAUAUAUAUCUGAGCUAAGUAUAUUUGAACUAAUCCCACCAAUAGAGGAUCAGAUUCAAUCUGGAAUAACAAAUGGAAUUUUUUUAAAAAAAUCAUUUUAUUAGGGG
Echinops telfairi (small Madagascar hedgehog) is the source of this 1318-nucleotide messenger RNA. RefSeq names its product adenylate kinase 6 (gene AK6). Gene Ontology annotation, cellular component: nucleus; cytoplasm. Bases 47 to 376 code for a protein of 109 amino acids. The transcript has 4 exons. Gene Ontology annotation, molecular function: ATP binding; AMP kinase activity; ATP hydrolysis activity. The record is from RefSeq and is a predicted model, not a curated record. NCBI's taxonomy places the organism in Eukaryota, Metazoa, Chordata, Mammalia, Afrosoricida, Tenrecidae.